CAUAAAUGAAACACAUUUUAAAGUACAACAUGUGGAGGUACUCACCACUACUAAAUGAUAAUGGUGCAUUUAAGGAUGGACGAACAAAGUGCAGCAUCUCAACACAUGAUGAAAAAACAUUAUCAGUGAAGCAUAAAGACAAAGAUUGUGGGCUUUUUAAAGAGUGGUGCAUGCAUGUUGUAUAUUUUACCUGUAUUAUUUUUAUUUGUACCAAGCCUUCCACUGUAUCCCACCCCAGGACUCAACGGCAGGCCAGUUUGCAUGGUGAGGGAUGACUGGUUUGUCUCCUCCUCGUUAUUUCCUCAUCCACUCCUCAAAAGUCACAUCCACAGGCAACCCAGCAUCCCAUCUUUGGCUUUUGUGCCGCAUCAAAGCCUCCGUGGGGUUAAUAGUGGCAAGUCAGCGAUGUUUUCAGAAGCUUGGCGAGAUGAACUCAAAGAGCUGGUGGCGAAAGUCGCUUUAUCAUCUCAGGCACACAACGACAAGAAUGAGGCCCGACCUGAGGGGGAACCAGUUCGCCGAAAGACCCAAUAUUCCGCCCAAACUGGGAGAAUCAUCCCUCCGACGUCCAUGUCUCACCACCGUAGAUCUCAAACCCUGCGUCUGCACGACCUGCAAGCUUUCCACGAUCAAGAACUGAUGGUGUUGGAGCUACUUUGUCAGAUCCUGCAGACUGAUUCCCUGUCGGCUGUCCAGCAGUGGCUUCUGAUGGCAGGCCAGAGGGAGAAGGACCUGGUGAUGGGGAUGAUCAAGCAAGCGCUGGACGGCGUUGACCUUUCAGGUCAGCAGCCAAUCUUGCAGCGGCGUCAAGACUUUCAUCCUGGCUUUUUGCCGUUAACUGGUGGGCCAUCGAGGAAAAAAACACAGACAGCCAGAUCAGAGCGAGCGAACAGAACAUCCAGCAGUGACAAGCCAGAAAUGGUGGGCGACACACAAGUUCUUGUAAUCCACGCCAAGGAGCAACAAGAUAGGGGCAAGACUUCACCGGAAUGAACUGCAGCCUAUUCAAAAUGAUAUAUGGAUUUUCAUUUAGACUCACUUGUAGAAAAAUAUAUCAGACUUGUACAUUUUGGUCAUUGCAGAAAGUUCAAAAAUAACACUACAAGCUUUGGGUU
This is a messenger RNA of Dunckerocampus dactyliophorus (ringed pipefish), 1115 nucleotides long. RefSeq names its product thymus, brain and testes associated (gene tbata). Bases 175 to 993 code for a protein of 272 amino acids. The transcript has 7 exons. The record is from RefSeq and is a predicted model, not a curated record. NCBI's taxonomy places the organism in Eukaryota, Metazoa, Chordata, Actinopteri, Syngnathiformes, Syngnathidae.